Messenger RNA from Eruca vesicaria subsp. sativa (arugula), 974 nucleotides. The record is from the annotation of a GenBank genome assembly. NCBI's taxonomy places the organism in Eukaryota, Viridiplantae, Streptophyta, Magnoliopsida, Brassicales, Brassicaceae.
GUUAACUUUCAGUAUUUAUCAAAAAUAGAAAAUGACAUUUAAGUUGCACAAAAAGCAUUGAAUAUAUCCGAAUAUUCAUUCAAUAUUAGUACAUGGGGACAUUUAGCAAAUUACUAACUCUUUAUUUCCCUUCUUUUUCUCUCCGUACCAAUCACUGUAUAUUCCAAUUCACUUUUAACAUUCUUUUCUUUUAGAAGACAAAUCACAAUAAAUUUUCAUAUUCCAUGUGACCAUGUCCAAGGUUCUCGAGCCCCUAGAAGAAGAAAAGGUAGAAGAACAGAGACCAAGAAACCAAGAAGAAGAAGAAGAAGGAUCGAAGAAGGAAGAGUUGUUAGGAUCUUUGUGUACACCAACUUCAAGUGAUCAUAAGAUUCCAGAGGUGGAUACUUGUCCUCCGGCUCCAAGAAAGCGACCGCGUGAGAUUCCUCCGACAAAGAAGAGAAGAUUGUCUAAAGAUCUUCGGUUCUUCGAAGCCACCGACGUUGGGAGCGACGAGGUAGAGACUCUCUUUGUCCGUAACCCAAAGCCUGUCCGUAAGAAACGGAAGAGUAAUAGCGCAUGAAUCUUUGAUGUAUCUCUGUCUUCUCCGUAAACUCUUGUUCAUCGAUCGCUUCAUUUAUAUACCUAUAUAGUCUUUAAUUCGUUUCGUGUUUUAUUACUUUCUUUUAAUGGGAUUUGAACUCUGUUUAUAUACAGAGUUUUUGUUAAUAUCUAUCGAUCUUGUGUAUGUCUCUUACAAUUUAAUUCUCAUGUCUCGAAAUAUGAUAUGGAUUCUUGUUUUCAAAAUUUAGCAAUUAAAAUAACUUAAGAGAUAGAAUAAUAGUGGGUGAAGUUUUAUUUUUGUUCUCUAAUGAUGUUGUCUACACAUUUUUUAUGUUUGUAUAUAUCGACGUUUUAUUUUUGUUCUCUAAUGAUGUUUUCUACACAUUUUUUUAUGUUUGUAUAUAUCGAAGUUUUAUUUUGUUCUCUAAUGA